AUUAGUUCUUCAUCAAUAUAUAUAUAGUUGAUGGUAGCAAUUUAUUUAUUUAUCUUGCAAAAUGCAGAUGGUAGAUCUAAAUGACAGUCUCAAGCAAGAGAUAAGAUGCACCGAUGCAAAAAAAAUAUAUGAAAUUGUAUAGACAGUUUUAAACUGUGACCUCAUUGUGAUCUGUGGGGCAACAAACCACUUUUUUUUGUCAGACUUGAUUUGCGCUAAGAGUUAGGAAUCGGUAUUUUGUUCAGAAGGAAAAGGAUUUGUAAAAGUGUUGUGAUUUGAGAGAUUUACCUGCAGAUAUUUUAGCAGAGUUGAGUUUUAUAUUAAACCCUCCAUUAAUUGGGAAGGACUUCAGAAAUUUGGCAGGAAAAAUGAAAAAGUCUUUUCAAGUUGUACGUUGGUUGGAAAUGCAAAAAGAUCCCACAGCUUCGUUGUUAGAGCAUUGGUGGUCAGAUAAUGGAUCAAGAACAGUUGAAGAUUUAAUAGUUCUACUCAAAGAAAUACAACGCUUUGAUGCAGUGAAACUGCUAGAACCGCACACACAUUAUAUUGUUCGUUCUCGUCCUCCUUCCACUGUGUCAACCAGCUCAAAAGAGCCAACAGAGCAUGAUUCAUCAGAAAUUUCAUUUUAUAGAUCUACUGACAGGCAAUCUAUAUGUAACACUGUACCCUCUGAAUUAAGUACUGUCACACGGGAUGAAGGAGAUCCAGAUGACGACCUGAAUUUUUAUCUUCAGAGUGAAGAAGAUGAAAAACUUCUACGCAAAAUUUCAGGUCCUUGUGAAACAAAAGAUAUACAUCCCAUCUAUAUUUAUAACAAUUUAAAAUUUUCCCAAUCAGACUCAUCAAAAUCUCUAUCAGCAAGUUCAUUGUCUACAAAAUCUCCAUCAGCAAGUUCAUCAACUAUUAGUUAUUGCACUGAUUUUUACACCAAUGCUCAUAACUCGCAGGCUGCUCAACUUAAUGAAGUAAAUAAACUUAACACAGUGGUGCAGCAACAACAGCAUAAAGUUUCUUUGACAAGAGAAGCACCACCUAUUGUAAAUCAGAAAAUAAUAAGCAACGAAAGUACUGCAGUUGUUGCAAGUGAUAAAAUUGCAUUGCUUAUUGGAAACCGGAUGUACAGACACCGUAGUACACUCUGCAAUCCAAGCAAAGACGUUGAAGCAUUGACUAUCGCUUUAAGAGAACUUGGGUUCAAAGUUUUAUCUUUAGUUGAUUUAAAUCUAACAGAGAUGCGCACUGUAAUGCUAUCAUUUUGCAAGUUACUUGGCCCUGGCGUAUUUGCAGUGUUUUAUUUUGCUGGUCAUGGGUUUGAAGAAAAUGGUGAAAAUUUUCUAAUACCAGUUGAUGCUUCGCCAUAUUCUCGCAGAGAUGAGUUUAUAGCAGCUCAAGAGGUUUUGCGCGAAAUGCAACUUAGAGAAACAGCAUUGAAUUUAUGCAUUAUAGAUGCAUGUCGAGUGAUAGGGAAUGAGCUAAAUAAUUCAGACGCGUCUCGUUCUUGUAGACUUGGUCAUGGUUCUUCUGGGAAUACUAUAGUGGCUUACUCUUGCCAGCCUGCGACUCAAGCUUAUGAAAUUGUUGGUGAAGAAAAUGGUGUUUAUAUGACAGAGCUUUUGAAGCAUAUUAAAAGAGACUGUAGAAUUGAGCACAUACUAAUGGAUGUCAAUACCGCUGUUAAUAGGAACCCUAUAAUUACGCAAAGACCAGUCUUUGAGACUGAUUCUGCAGAUGAUUGUAGACUAACUUGUAAAAUUGAUGGUCAUGCGAACAAUGCUCUUUGGCAAUCAAAACGGUUUGAUAUGUGGAGUGAAUCUUCAAUUCCCCCAGAACCGCAAAUUUUCAAAAAAAACGAAGAAUCUGUAAUUUUUAUGUUUACGUAUCAAGCUUUGUUUAGCAACAAACUUCGAAUAAACAUAUUUAUGAAAAAUUUCAACGAGCAGCCUCUAGAACUUUAUGAUGUUCAACUUUUAAAUGGAUCAGAUCUUGUUAUAAUUGACAAACCAAUUUGCAACAUCGUAAGACCUAGUAAUGAUGAAUGGACCGAAAUUCACGAUUUCAUUAUUAAAGAUAUUCAGAAAAUUACGAGCAAUCUUUUAUUAGUUUUCCAAUUGAAAUAUCGUAAAAAAACUGACACUAGCGACUUUUUUCCAUUGGAAUUAAAAAUUGAUGCGGGAUUUCCGCUUAUAUCCGCCCACUUUCGUGAAUUCCAUAAAUGGAUUUGCGAAGAAAAUUUUCCGGGACAUAAAAAUACUUGGGUGUGAUAAAAAAAUUAGUAUUUAAAUUUUUAUGUAAAAAUUGCAGACUGUUUAUAAAAUAUCAUUAAAAUUACUUUUGCUUUUUACAACGAUUUAUCAUUUAUAUAUUUAUUGUAUUUCGAAAUUUUAGUUUUAUUUCCUAUAUAGGAUUUUAUAUAUUUUCUUUAUAUUUCCAUUAUGAAAUUUUAUAGGUUUUAUAUAUAUUCUGUUAAAGUAUGACAGAUGUAAAAGUUUCUAACUAAUUUAUUUUUUAAAUGAACUUUUUCUCUUUAAACUCAGUUGUUUUUUAUUCUGUUGCUGUCUUUAAAGGACUUUGCCAUUUCGCCAGUUUUUAGAUUUUUUUAAAAUUUUUUGUAAUGUUUUUAAAGACACUUUAAAAGCUCAGCAGUCAUCUUUCUUUUUAUUUACUUUGAAGCACUCUUUCUCUGGUUUGUGUACUUUGUUCAGUAAUUGAAAACUAAAUAUAAAAUCCGGGCUAGGUGCCAAAAAAGAAAAAAAUUUUAAUUGA
Molecule: messenger RNA, 2763 nt
Organism: Hydra vulgaris (swiftwater hydra)
Lineage: Eukaryota; Metazoa; Cnidaria; Hydrozoa; Anthoathecata; Hydridae
Source: RefSeq, a predicted model, not a curated record